UCGAUUCACAUUUCAUUAGCGAUCGCAAUCAACGUCGCGUGCGCUGAUGUAAUAAUUUUGUAUUUUGUUUGUACAUAUGGGACUGUGUAAAUGCCUUUGGAGAGUUAAAAAACGGCUUAUAAACAAAACAGAAGAAGAGGGAGCCUGUAAGAAGUCACUCAUCCCAACUCCGACCGCAGUCUUGCGCAAGUUUGUCCGCUGGCGCCUGCUUCCCUUCGCUUCUUCUUCUGUCACGUGACCUUUCUGGCGGUGUCGGGGAUAGUGGCGCCGUCUUUUUUACAGACACCCGGAUACUCAGGAGUCUGUUACUAGCACUUGGGUGUGCGAGAUGACGCUCUCCUCCCACAUCUGUUUCUUUCCAUCGAUCGCUGUAUAUAAUUGCAAACAGCUCCAAUGUCUGUUAUUAACACGCCAAACAUUAUUUUUGCGACUGCUCGCUGCUUCCACAGCAAAUAGAAAAAUUCUUUUGACCGCAAUAGUUUUCCAUCAUUCAGACAUCGACAUCACAAACGGACAGGUCUGCAGCCUCAGUCCAGGUACAAUACUUUCGUUGUGAAAGACAGGUACGUGAGUCCACAGAUUCUCGCGAUUGACUUUAUUUUAUCGUCAGCUUUAUGCUCAAAUGAUGCGCAAAGUUAAUUCUCGCUUGGGACGAGACUCUCAAUGUGUUAAAAUGUCCUAUUAGUUAAGCUACUACCCUGUCUGGAGGUUGGAUAUGUAAAGCGUUGAAAUAUUAAAUCAUACAUCAAGCCAGAGACGAUAAUACCUACCAAGUGACUUCAGCAUGCUGUAUGCCCGAGUUGGAUAUUUACAGCACAGUGGAGAAGAUUCGUGUCUUCCCUACCAUGAAUUGUAUUAAGCGUUCUUUAACACAAUAAUCUAUGAUAAGAGUACAGAAAACGGAUUGAAACGAAAAAUUCCUUUUAUAGAAGGGGAUCUGACCAAUAAUUAUACAUAAUAGGUUGCAGGAAUUUAAUGAUGUUAAAAAAAAACUAAUGAUCGUCCUACUCAUCUUCACGAAGAGAUGAGAAGAAAUAAAAUAUCUUUUGCAUCGUCUAUAAAGUAGUGAAGUAUAUCAUCUAACCUUUUAAAUAUCUGAAGUAUCUCUUUCAACAUACAGCAAGCAAUUCAAUCGAAUAGAAUGUGCUAGAUAAGAACGUUCAAACACACACAUUCACACCAAAAAAAAAAAAAAAAAAAAAAACACACACACACAGGACGCCGUUCGAAGAAAACGUUAUUACACGUGAUGCACGGAUCGAGUCACAGAGGAUCGAGAUACUUCUUACAUAUGAACUAGGUGAGACCAGACUUGCAUUGGUAUGCAAAUAUCUGGACUAAAGAGACUGAAAUAUCUGUGCUAUGUAUUUACAAAGAUCUACGCACUGCUCGUGCAAGUGCCAUCUGUUUUAUGCGUGACUCAGUAAUCAUUUUCAAGGAUUUUUUUCGGUUUAUACGUAAACAUGAGUAAAUAGAGUGAUGGCAUGAUUUACAGUCUCAGCAGCUGCUUAUAAUGCAGGUAGGGGGAGAGAGAGCGCGGGGACUAGCUGUUGAUGAUGGUGUAGCGGCGGUGAAGGUCAUGUUUUGCGGCGGUCGAAUACCGAGCGGCAGCUAAAUUUUGACGAGGGAUCUAACAGUAAAUGAGCGCCUGCCUUGAUUAUGUGUGCGGGAUGUGCUACAGGCCUUUAAGUAGUUUCCCGCACGUGCACCUUGCCCUCCGCAUCCCUUUCGGCGGAUGUCGGAGAAGUCUGCAGUAGAUGGCAUGAUGUAUAUACUUGAACCUGCAUCAAUGGAAGCUAAGACAGAACGAGGUGAGCAUCAUUCCUUUACGACACAUCCGAUUUUGCACAGUGCAACAAGACGUUUGAAAUACUCCAAAAUAUAUUUCUAUUCCUUUGAGACCACCGGCCGUCAGUUUUACUACCAGCAAAAUGUUUUCUUCGUGUUGUCAGAAUAUUUGUUUCAAUAGUCAUAGUGAUGGUUGUCAUACCACAGGCUAUGCCAACUUCUUACACGUUCUCAAGCAUGUGCAGGACUCGUUGAGCCUUUUGAUGUUGCAUUGACGAUUUAAACAUGAUUAUUGCGCUGUUUGAGAUCAGUCAGACUGAUGUACACUGUUCGUCCAUGUUUGUGUUGCAGCCUGACGUCACAAGGGAGACCACUCGUAAUUGCCGAUGGAUCACGUGACCACAACAUCGACCAUCAUGGCGCGGCUGAGGUGGAAACUGAAGCGGAUGGCGUUGGUCAUAGCGGUUGCAUGCCUCUUGUGGUUAAUGUAUUUGCUAACUUUAUUGCCUUCGAAAAGCAGUUUGAUGUCUUUUCCAGGCCAUUUCAAGGCAGAAGCUGGUGAUUUGCUUGAGUCCAAGUCCAUUUCCAGACAGUACUCCACCAGUGAUCCAGCAGUGUAUAAACCUCCCAUUGUAGAACCAAAGGACAAUGUUUUAGAUGCACCUCAGGGUCCAGCACUUAACAAGGAAAGUGAAAGUCACCAAGGUCAGCAGAAAGAAGAAAAGAAUAAUGUCAAAGAUGGUCCAGUUGCUAAGGUGGGACGAGAUUAUAUACCUUUAAAAAACAGCACAUCUGAGUCGGGAGUGAAGUCAAAGAACAAAACUUAUGAAGGGGAUGAAACAGUGAAGAAUAAGACUUUAGAGCAGCUAGGAGUCAUGGGUGUGGUUGGAGGCAAGAAGAGGGAGCUUCCACAGCUUGUCAUACCAAUGAAAUGGAAUUUGUCUGUUUCUUUUGAUGACAUUGGGGCAAUCAUGAAAGAAACAGAAUUUUUGAACAAAGUUGACCCCCUAAACUUGCAUGCACCAAUCUUGCUUAGUUCUCGGAAUCGAACAGCCAACUUUACCUACAGCAUGCCGCUCAAGUUUGGAUUCUGUGACUGCUUUGAACAUUACUGUCUCUGCUGUGGCCGGCUGACCAAUGCAAGGCUUCAUUUGAAUACAACUGCCUGCACAAACUUCACUUUUAUGUCCAAAACACAUGAACUUGACCUGUCAGUAUCACUGAGUGCCACACCAAUUUAUCAUGGUGUUAUAUCUGCUGAUAAACCCCCCUUGCUGUGCAUUGGAUCCUCUCCCCAAGUGGCAGACAUGUGUCUACACUUCUUUAACAUGACCUACAAAGUCAACGAACACAACGCACAUCAAACACAGCUUCUGGGUUGCUUUGACUUCAGUCUGAAUUUGUUCAACCGGACCAUAGGAGCUUUCCCUGUGGACUGUUUCCAGAUACCUGGAGAUCCCAAUGUAGUGCAUAAAGAGAGAGUGUUUAACAUGGUGUUUAAUUGGAUGCCAUAAGGAGAGAGUGGUUAACAUAGUAUUAAACUGGAUGCUAUAAAUUUUGCUGUAAAAUGACAUAUUUGCUACUAUGUCACUGCAUUCUUUGUCAGCAUGAUUUUUACUUGGAAAUUCCUAUAAAGCAAUCGUUUUGGAAUAAAUAGGAAACUGUGCAUGAGUGAGUCAAUGUGUGGGUAUGAAUGCUUGUGCUUAUAAAUUUGGUUGACAGUGGAUGUUGGUAAAAGUUCUCAUACACGUCUAUAAAAUAUAAUGUGCGAUGUAUGUGACAAUGUGUAAAAUAUGUUUGUAAAUAUGGGAGAUAACCAGAGAUGAUCCAAUAUCAAAAAGUGUUACUUCCAUGAGACUAGCCUAGACUUUUAAUGGUUUUCUAAGUUAUUCUAAGACAGACAUAAAACAAUAAUAUUAGAGCUAGCCAUGGUUCAGGGGCUUUUGAUAGGUGUACAGUUGUGAUAGGCCAGGCAAUAUGUAAAUAUGUGAACUUAAAGUUGUUAAAUGGGUUAUUUACCUUUGCUUAUUGUUAUAUGCUUUAAUUAUAGUCAACGAUGCCACAUGUGUUACUGUUACAGUUAAGUUGGCCAUGCUUCCAAAGUUUGUUCAUUUUAGAUUGAAGAGCAUACAGAGAGUGAGAAAGAGAGAGAGAAUGUGAAAGAUGAGAGUACUUGCCCAUCGCAAACACCUUUAAGCAUUUUUCACUGAGAAAAAGCUGUGAAUUGAUGGUAUUAUGUUGGUGAGUGGGCAUUGACUUAUUUGUACCUUUUGAUGGUUCUGGUAAAUUAUGUAUAUACUGUAAUAUUUUUAAAAUGAGUUAGUGGCUAUUUACAGAUUUCCCACAGAGGUACUUCUGAACAGUAUUGUAAAUUGCAACCAUUUGUGUAACUGCCACAUGUUGAAGAUUAUGUAGAUCUGAAACAUGUCCUUUAAAAAUGUCUGUUUUUGAAUGUCAUUCUUUGAUAAUGAAUGUGCAGAUAUUUCUGAGGCUGCCUAUACGAGCAAACUACCUAUCUCUCUGCAAUGUUGUGCAACCUUUUACGCUGAGUAGGUCUUUUCAUCCAGCAGGCUAUGAUUUACCUUCUGUACCCUAUGUGACUUUAAAAAUUUGGGUAUUGCACAUUUUCUUACUUGAAACUCUUUAUCCCUUUCAUCCCCUCCUUUUUGUUUGUUUCCAGCAUGUAAGUCAAUUUUUAAAAACAACCAGUUUCUCUGAUAAUUAAAGCACUGAUGUAUCCCCACUCCUCCCAUUUACCCAUGACUAAUUUUGCAUGCUUUGUCAUGCAUUUGCUUUUCUUACAUGCCUUGUUGUUUACCAUUGUACCUCUGUUGUAUUUUCCUCUGUUAGAACAAUCUUGUUUUUGCUAUUAUAUCUGUUUAUGGCUGUUUUCUUAUGACAUUUAUUUACUUCUUUCUUUGCAUAUUCAUAAAUGUUCAUUUUUCAGGGCUUUCUGAAUACAAGAUGGUUAGUUGCUAAGUUUUGAGAUGAGACUAUCUCUUAACAAGCUAAACCAGUCAUUUGAAAAACAAAUAUGCUUGUGAGUGGGUCUUUUUAAAAAAAUUGAGAACAAAAGUGACUUCCUGUAACUGUUUUCAGUUUAACAGAAUUUAAACUUCUUAUUCUUCUGCAUUCUAUUACAUCUAUAUACAUCAUUAUCUUCUGUCGGUGACCAUAUGGAGCAGUAUUGGUGUCUGCUUCUUUCACUUUUGGUUAUCCCAGUCCUGAUAUCCAUAUAAGUCUAAUUGUAUUUAAAACCAAUCAAAAGGUUGUAUUUAUAUUAGCAUGAAUGUUGUGUGUGUGUGAGAGAGAGAAAUAAUUUGUGUGUACAUAUGCACAUUCUUGUGAACGUGUGUGUGUUUGCUCAGCACCUUUGGUUACUGAACUGACUAUGAAGAGGAGAGAAUAUUCUUUAACUACCUGGAGAAAUUGUGACAAAGAGAAAUUGGUACUGAAUAUAAGGACAGUAAGCUUAAGGAAACAGAAUCUUUGUCAGAAGUGAACAAACUUGCCUAUAGUCACAAAUUUUACUGCUUGAUUACAAUGUUGAAUGGACUCUAUAAAAGGUCCUUCAUGGUUAUGUACUUGUUAUUCGCAUGCUGGUAGCAGUGUGUAACCAUCAAUGCGAAUCCAUGGGACACUGAUGAUUUCUUGUUCAGUUUAUCAGUUUCUUUGCCCAUUUUUCUUGUUCCCACUGUGAUGUGCAGACAAUUUUUUUCCGUGCAAAUGUCGAGGUUUUUUGGUGAUUGUUCAUGUUUUUCCACAAUCACCAAAUGUUCCGAAACAUGAUCAUUCUGAAAAAAAUGUUAAUAUUUAUAUUUUAUCAUAUUAUAGUCUUUUUCUCUUGGAUCUUGUUUGCUUUUGCACACAUGGCGUUGUGCCUGACAAGCAUUUGAACAUUUUUAAAAAAUUGAAUUCAUAGUUCAUUGUGGUUUCUUUAUUGCAUUCAUAGUUCAUUGUGGCUUUAUUGCAUUCAUAGUUCAUUGUGGUUUCUUUAUUGCAUUCAUAGUUCAUUGUGGUUUCUUUAUUGCAUUCAUAGUUCAGGGUGAUGCUUGCUUCUUAACCAUGAUUGUCAUAAGGGACUGUUGUCAGUAUUCUGUACAGGAAGAUAAGCAUUGUUUAAACAUAUACAUUUUUUUUUCUGGAUUUCAAGCCAAGCUUUGGCCAUCCAGUAGGGAAAAAAUGGAUUCAGUCCAGCAGGAGAGUUGAGGGGCUUGACUUGCCAGAUGAAGGAAUGCAAAAUAACUGUUAAGGUAACCAGAAAAAUAUGUACUCUCCUUGCCCUCCUCCUUUGGGUCAAACCAUUCUUUCUCGCCAUAACCAGAAAGUUCGGCCUUUACUUGCAGGCAGAUGAAAUUACUUUUCCCUGUUAUUUCACUACACACCAAGCGUUUUUAAAUACAAGUGUCAGAAGAUUUGCCUUUCCUGGUAUUCAUGAAAAGGCAUUUGCAAUAGAUUUAAAUGUGACAUGCUUUCAGGUCGCAAGGCACAUAUCAUAGUAUAUUUUUGUUUGACUGCAAUUCAAGUCAGCGUCCUUUUUCUUUUAUUCCCAAGAUGUUCUGUUUUUUUACCUUCUAAAUUUUGAGUUCGACUUUGAGAUAUGGGAAAUGUGUACUCUAGUUGUUGUGGGAGGGGCAGUAAGGAAAAGACUACAUAGAAAACGCGAAUAAAUUAUAAACAAAUGAAUUGUGGAAAA
Molecule: messenger RNA, 6484 nt
Organism: Pomacea canaliculata
Lineage: Eukaryota; Metazoa; Mollusca; Gastropoda; Architaenioglossa; Ampullariidae
Exons: 4
Coding region: 2175-3302 (375 amino acids)
Source: RefSeq, a predicted model, not a curated record